CCUGCUAGCAGUAAAAGGCAGCCAAGAACCUCCCAGGCUUUCAGAUCACAUUAACCUCAUCAGUGCUGCAGGCGCUCCUGAGUUUUCUGCUUCAGUGUCUGUUAAAGGUGUCUGAAGAGUGAAUCUUGAGGGAACAGCUGGACAAGCGUCCUUAGCUACCUUGCACUUUUGCUGUUUUAGCAACCUCGCUACAUAAUAGCCGUGCUGUCCACUUCAGAAUGUGGUUGCUGGUGUUUUUGGUGUCGUUCCUGGUUUGGGCAGGUGGUACGUUUUGGUACCUGUUUGGCAGACGAAGCCCUUUCACAGUGGAAUCAGUCAGGCCUCCAGAACCGAUGGAGCUUGACCAGAAGAAAAGAGACAAAGUUCUGAAGCAAGGCUUCACCAGGGAGAAGGUGCCACAGAAUCUGGAUGCAAUCGUGAUCGGCAGUGGGAUCGGUGGGAUGACGGCAGCAGCUACGAUAGCCAAAAUGGGCAAGAGAGUCCUUGUGCUGGAGCAACAUGACCAGGCUGGAGGCUGCUGCCACACCUUCAUCGAGAAAGGCUUCGAGUUUGAUGUCGGGCUUCAUUACAUCGGUCAGCUGCAUGAGAACAGCUUCUUUAGGAUUGUUAUGGACCAGAUCACUGAAGGCCAGCUGCAGUUUGUGGAGCUGGACAAGCAUUUUGACACCAUCAUCAUUGGCACUGGAGAAGAACGGAGAAAAUACACCAUCUACACGGGCAAAACUGAGAUGGAGGAACAUCUCAAGAAGCAGUUCCCCAAAGACGUCAAAGCUGUGGAAGAGUUCUUCAAGAUCAUGAAGAUCUCAGCCAGAAAGACCUCUUUCUUGGCUGCACUGAAGCUGGUUCCCCAGUGGUUGGCGCUGUUCCUGCUGAGGAGCGGCAUCGCUGACCUCUUGUCCUCCGUCUUCCGUCUCAUAGGCUCCAGUGCAACAGUGGUGGCUGACAGCUUGACCUCCAACAAGGAUCUCCAAAUUAUCUUUGCUUACUUCUUCUAUGGUGUUCCUCCAAAAGAUUCCAGCAGCCUCAUCAACGCCCUGCUUCUGCACCACUACAAGCGUGGAGCGUACUACCCAAAAGGGGGCGCCAGUGAGAUCCCAUUCCACAUCACUAAGGUCAUCCAGAAAUACGGGGGAAAUGUUCUGGUCCGCGCUCCUGUAACUCGCAUCCUGGUCGAUAGUAAAGGAGCUGCAUACGGCGUCUUGGUCAAGAAAGGUCAGGAGGAGGUGGAGGUGCGGGCUCCUAUCAUCAUCUCCAACUGCGGAGUCUUCAACACCUUCAAGAGGCUUCUGCCUCCAGAGAUACAAGCCAAACCAGAGAUUCAGAAGAGGCUGGACAUGAUGAAGCCUGGACGAGGAUCAUUUUUAGUUUUCUCAGGUUUUGACGCCACUGCAGAAGAACUGGGCAUCAAUUCCACCAACCUCUGGCUCUUUGAGAAUAAUGACAUGGAUGCCAUGAUGGACGAUUUCUUCAGUUUGGAAAAGGACGAGGCUCCAGAUAACAUCCCCAUGAUGUUCAUCACUUUCCCCUCCGCCAAAGACCCCACGUCGAAGAUUCGUCACCCAGGUAAAACGUGCAUGACUAUUCUGACUAUGGUCAAUUACGAAUGGUUUGAGGAGUGGAAGGACACUACGGUGAAAAAACGAGGGGAUGACUACAUGGAUUACAAGAUGAGAUUCGCCAACAAUCUCUUCGACUGGGCCUGUAUGUACUUCCCCAAACUCAGAGAGAAGUUGGUUUUUCAAGAGGUAGCGACUCCACUGACUAACAUGCACUACCUCGGAGCUUACCGCGGAGCCAUGUAUUCAGCCGAGCACAACUUGGACCGCUUUCACGUAGAGGUCAUGGCCAAGAACCGCUGCGACACUCCUGUCAAAAAUCUCUUCAUUUCAGGUCAGGAUGUGUUCAGCUGCGGUAUCGCCGGCGCAUUACACGGCGGUCUUCUCUGUGCCUCCAUAGCGCUUGGACACAUCGUUUACAUUGACCUCUUGCUGCUCAAGAAGAAGCUGAAGAGGAAGAAAGCUAGAGAGAUGGCUGCACUCGCUAAGAAGAAGCUGCAGUGAGAUUAAAAAUCACAGGCCCAGCAGAUUAGAAGUGCACAUAUAAUUAUAAUAUUAUAUUAUAUAUAGCAUUAUAUCUAUUGAUAUUUAUUAUAUAUAUAUUAGUAAUAUCAAUAUAUAAAAAAAACUUACACUUUAAAGAGCAAAUUGAAAUGAAACAAUGACAGAUGUUGUUUGACUCUUAGGAACUGUCCUGGAUUAACAAUUGUGCUCUUAAAAAAGUAAAUAUAACCAAUUUUGUGUCAUUUUUUUAACAUAUUAAUAGCUAUCCUACAAAAUAAUAAUGAGUGAGUGAGUUUUAUUGAAUUGUAUGCAAGAACUGCCAUCGACCUUAACUACUCAUAAUUUUUCAUAGAAAUUUGUGAAUUUGCAACUGAUGGUUUCUACUGAAAUAGCUGAAAUAGUACUUUUAGAUUAUUGAAAUAAAUGCCAAUAAUCCAUUAUCGGAAAUAAAAUAAUAAAAA
This is a messenger RNA of Colossoma macropomum (tambaqui), 2521 nucleotides long. Its product is annotated as inactive all-trans-retinol 13,14-reductase. The record is from RefSeq and is a predicted model, not a curated record. Bases 219 to 2060 code for a protein of 613 amino acids. Gene Ontology annotation, molecular function: oxidoreductase activity. The transcript is spliced from 12 exons. NCBI's taxonomy places the organism in Eukaryota, Metazoa, Chordata, Actinopteri, Characiformes, Serrasalmidae.